AUGAGUGCAUUGGUGACAAUCGCCAGCGUUGGCAGCACCCUCGCCAUCAUUGGAUGCGUGUUGACCGUCGGAUUCAUCUUCAACGACAUCAACAGCUUCUAUGAUGAGGCGAUGGGGACGAUGGAGGAGUUCAAGCUCAAUGAGCAGGGAGCUUGGCACGGAAUGGUGAAGACGACGCGCUCGCCGUCCGAGAUUCUUUUCGGUCGCGCCAAAAGACAAGCCGGACUGUGUAAUUGCGGAGCGCAAGCGAAUGAUUGUCCGGCGGGACCACCAGGUCCGCCGGGAGCACCAGGAGAGCCGGGUGACGACGGACACCCGGGAGAGCCGGGAACGCCAGGAGGUCAUGGUCCCACCAUCGGCAUUGUGCCGGACGGCAAAGCUUGUAUUCCGUGUCCGGCUGGCGAGCCAGGACCAGCGGGACCACCAGGAGCCGCCGGAGCCGCCGGACCCGACGGACAGCCAGGAGCGCCAGGCCUCGGCGGACGACCGGGACCAGCGGGACCGGCGGGACCAGUUGGAGACGCGGGAGCGCCGGGAGCGCCCGGAAACGACGGACAACCGGGAGCGCCGGGACAGUCGGGACAGCGAAGCCGCGGACUUCCGGGACCCGCGGGACCGACGGGACCACAAGGAGCGCCGGGACAGCCGGGGCAACCGGGACAACCAGGCGGACAGGGAGCCGCAGGACCUGCUGGACAGCCGGGACCCGACGGACGGCCGGGACAGCCGGGCGCGCCAGGACAGCCGGGACCCGACGGACAGUCGGGACAGCCGGGAUCCGAUGCCGAAUAUUGCCCGUGCCCGACGCGAUCGGUCGCCGUUCAGCGACGAUCGUCGGCUCGUCGAGCCGCCAACGCCGUCGUCUAG
This is a messenger RNA of Caenorhabditis bovis, 867 nucleotides long. The record is from the annotation of a GenBank genome assembly. NCBI's taxonomy places the organism in Eukaryota, Metazoa, Nematoda, Chromadorea, Rhabditida, Rhabditidae.